AACUCUAAAAAACAUAGCACGAUCUUAUCAUCACAUCCUCCGAAUACAAAAGUUUACCUUGCAAAUAAAUCAACACCAAACGCGCCCACAACACACACACACAGACAUUUUUCUUUCUUAGAAGCGUCCACCACACGGAACCUCGCAAUUCCUUCACACCCACCAUAAUAAUAAUAUCUUCAUUGUUCUUUUCUUCUUUGUUACCAUUAAAAACACACACACACACACACACAACAACACUCUGAAACUAACAACAACAAUAAAAGACCAUGUCGGUGAAGGAGUGCGAGCACCACAAGGGGAAGAAGAGGAAGAUCUUCCGGCAAGUGUUCUGGUGCUUAGUGGUGUUCCUUUUCAUCGUGCUGGUCACAAUUCUUUUGAUAUGGGCAAUCCUUAGACCCACCAAACCCACCUUCACGCUCCAAGACGUCACCGUCUACGCCUUCAACGCCACCGUGGCGAACUUCCUCACUUCGAAUUUUCAGGUCACGCUCAUCUCGCGUAACCCGAACGACCGCAUCGGUGUUUACUAUGAUCGCCUCGAAACCUUCGUGACCUACCGGAGCCAGCAGGUCACGUACCGAACCGCCAUCCCUCCGACAUAUCAAGGCCAUAAAGAGAUCAAUGUUUGGUCUCCGUUUGUUUAUGGCACCAACAUCCCCGUCGCGCCGUUCAAUUUCCUCGGCCUCAGCCAGGACCAGAGUAACGGUAACGUCCUCGUCACCAUCCGAGCCGAGGGUAGGGUUCGUUGGAAGGUCGGCACCUUCAUCUCCGGCCGCUACCACCUCUACGUCCGCUGCCCGGCGUUCAUCAGCUUUGGACCCCGCAGCAAUGGAAUCGUCGUCGGAGAGAACGCCAUCAAGUUCCAGAUUAUCCAACGGUGCUCCGUUAGUGUCUAAACUUAAUCUCAGACAAGAAAAAUGUUAAUAACAUAUUUUCUAAUACACUCUUUUAAAUAUGUUUAUUAGUGACGGAAUUUAGUGAUGUAUUGCCUUUUCGUCACUAAUUCUAAAGUUACAAAAACUUUAGUGAUGAAUUUUUCAAAAGUUACAUAUGAAAUAUUUCGUCACUAAAAUUUAUUGAAAAUUAAAUCUGGAAAAUUCAUGGUUAUUUUUUUUAUGUGAUUUUAUAGUUUUUAAUAAAUUUAAACUAAUCAUAAAAAAUGUGUUAAAAUGAGUGUAAUAAAGAAUAUGUUAUUGACACUUGUGGUAUGUAUACUCUACUCGAUCCGAUCCAGUGUAUUUUUAUAGGUACCAAUUUCUUCUUCCACUGUUGUUAUUGUACGUGUACCUUGUGUACGAAUUGGUCGUUAGAUGUUUCUAUUUUACGUUUUGCUAUAGAAAUGUGAAGCAGACAAAAGAGUCUCAGAUAUAGCAAAAUUACAAGAUGCAAGAUGGAGACUAAAUGUAAUUGAGCUACGAUGGCAAUAAAAUUUCUUGUUUCAAUUUGGAUAACAAAUGAGAUGAGAGUGUGAUGAAACGUCCACACGGUGUCAUUAUCUUUCGUUUUCUCAAUAAUAUUCUUGUGCUAUUCGCGUUUU
Glycine soja is the source of this 1540-nucleotide messenger RNA. Its product is annotated as NDR1/HIN1-like protein 1. The coding region runs from base 270 to 899 and encodes 209 amino acids. Gene Ontology annotation, biological process: defense response to other organism. NCBI's taxonomy places the organism in Eukaryota, Viridiplantae, Streptophyta, Magnoliopsida, Fabales, Fabaceae. The transcript has a single exon. The record is from RefSeq and is a predicted model, not a curated record.